CAGGGGUGCUCAGGAGCCCUGUAGCCCUUGCUUUUCUUACCCAGAACUGCUUUGAGACAGCAGCAGAGUUCUGGUCUGCGUGGACCUUCCCGGGUGGACCCUGGAGCAUGGAACACAUCCAUGACAGUGAUGGUUGUUCCAGCAGCAGCCACCAGAGCCUCAAGAGCACGGCCAAGUGGGCAACCUCCCUAGAGAAUCUGCUGGAAGACCCGGAAGGCGUGAAGAGAUUUAGGGAAUUUUUAAAAAAGGAGUUCAGUGAAGAAAAUGUUCUGUUUUGGCUAGCGUGCGAAGACUUUAAGAAAUUGCAAGAUAAGAAGCAGAUGCAGGAAAAGGCCAAGGAGAUCUACAUGACCUUUCUGUCCAAUAAGGCCUCAUCGCAAGUCAAUGUGGAAGGGCAGUCGAGGCUCAAUGAGAAGAUCCUGGAAGAGCCACAUCCUCUGAUGUUCCAGAAACUCCAGGAUCAGAUCUUCAAUCUCAUGAAGUAUGACAGCUACAGCCGCUUCUUAAAGUCUGACUUGUUUUUAAAACACAAGCGAACUGAGGAGGAGGAGGAAGAUCAACCUGAUGCUCAAACUUCAGCUAAACGAGCUUCCAGAAUUUAUAACACAUGAUCCCCGAAAAGCCAGGACUGCUGCCUUCACAGAGCAGAGGGACUUAUUCUCAGGACUGUGCAGGGUUGUCAUUGCUUUGUAAUGUGCAAAGAUGGAAAUGUACAAAACCCCUUAGUGGGUAUGUGUAUCUUAUUAACUGCUUGGCCAGUAAGUUUUGCAUGAUGACUAAUCUUACAUAAAAAAAUAGCUUUGAGUUUUCAGUUCACAAAACAGAGAUUUCUUCAACAUUGGACAUUGGGAGCAUUUUACAGCUUGAUUAAACUUUAUGUGAGGCCACAGGGUGAAGCCUACAGCCACA
This is a messenger RNA of Chinchilla lanigera (long-tailed chinchilla), 909 nucleotides long. It is a transcript of the gene Rgs10, whose product is annotated as regulator of G-protein signaling 10. The coding region runs from base 108 to 611 and encodes 167 amino acids. Lineage: Eukaryota; Metazoa; Chordata; Mammalia; Rodentia; Chinchillidae. Gene Ontology annotation, molecular function: GTPase activator activity; G-protein alpha-subunit binding. The record is from RefSeq and is a predicted model, not a curated record. The transcript has 5 exons. Gene Ontology annotation, biological process: regulation of G protein-coupled receptor signaling pathway.